Sinocyclocheilus rhinocerous is the source of this 1623-nucleotide messenger RNA. It is a transcript of the gene aktip, whose product is annotated as akt interacting protein. Bases 224 to 1105 code for a protein of 293 amino acids. NCBI's taxonomy places the organism in Eukaryota, Metazoa, Chordata, Actinopteri, Cypriniformes, Cyprinidae. The record is from RefSeq and is a predicted model, not a curated record. The transcript is spliced from 10 exons.
GUUAGAGGUGUGUUCGGUAUUUGCGUGAGAUUAUUCGGAUAACAGGGUCGACGGUGGUUUAGUUAACUGUAGAAUUAAAAAAUAGUUUAAAUCAAAGUGUUUCACAUUUGGACAAGUUACCGUGUAACAUGUCUUCAGCCAGGUGACAUUAUUUCUCUCAGCGAAUUCUUCGAAUGCCACCAAACAGUGAGCAAGCAUACACCCAUCGAGAGCUCAAUGAGUAAUGAACCCAUUUUGGAGCAUGUCGACAAACGCUGGUCGUAAGAGAUCUGAUGGUGAUGAGCAGGGUGGCCAAGGGGAGCAGAGAUCCAGUCCAGCUCGUCCUCCGUUUGGUAAAAAGCAGCUUCCCUCCAUCCCAAAGAAUGCCGUCCCCAUCACUAAAGCCACCUCGCCGGCCUCCUCUACACAGUCUGCCAAUGGCACCCAUGCCUCAUAUGGCCCCUUUUACCUGGAGUACUCGCUGCUCGCCGAGUUCACAUUGGUGAUCAAGCAGAAGCUCCCUGGCAUCUAUGUACAGCCUUCAUACAGAUCAGCACUAAUGUGGUUUGGUGUAAUUUUCAUUCGACAUGGCUUGUACCAAGAUGGUGUGUUUAAGUUCACCGUCUACAUUCCUGAUAACUACCCAGAUGGAGACUGUCCUAGGGUUGUUUUCGACACCCCAGUUUUCCACCCGCUAGUGAACCCGGUCUCUGGAGAGCUGGAUGUGAGGAGAGCUUUCACCAAAUGGAGGCGAAACCAUAAUCAUAUCUGGCAGGUCCUUAUGUACGCCCGCACAAUCUUCUAUAAGAUCAACACCAUGGAUCCACUCAACCCAGAGGCUGCAGUGCUGUAUGACAAAGACAUCCAGCUCUUCAAAAGCAAGGUGGUAGACAGUGUCAAGCUAUGCAAUAGUCACCUGUUUGAUCAGCCCAAGAUAGAUGACCCUUAUGCAAUAAGCUUCUCUCCGUGGAAUCCAGUGGUGCAUGAAGAGGCAAAAGAGAAGAUGUUUGCACAUAAACGGCGGCCAGAGGAUUAUAACAAAGGACUGCCGGUGUCUGGGCUGUCUUGGGUGAAGCCUGGUUCCACUCAGCCCUUCAGCAAAGAGGACAACCCCCUUCAGACUUGAACAUUCAGCGCUUCAGUCUGUCCACCAGGAGGGGCGCUACACUACUGUGGCUGCGUCGAACCGCAUAUAUAGAAUACUGAUGCAGUUCUAUGAACUUCAUCUUCAUUCGCAAAACCCUCGCUCAGCUUUAAAAGAAAACCGUUUUAAACUGCUAUAAUGGCUUAAGAAUUAUAGACAUGUUCCCAGUAUAGAUCUAAAGACCCCACUCGUUCAUUUCAGUGCUGAGGCUUGAACGCACAGACAACACGGUGAUGGUUCUAGUCAGUACUGUUACUUGCACAUGUUAAUGUUUUCAGGCACUACAAACCACAUACAUUUGCCCCAUUAUUUUCUUUUCCCUACAAACUUGGUUAAUAAGUUAUAAUUUCAAACAUACAUUUGCAGACUGGGACAGAACGCUUUGAUUUUGCGUCUUGAUGUAUUUGGGUUGAGGUUGUUUUUUGUGCGUGUAAUAUCCUGUGUAUGAAAUGGUUUUAAUGUAAAAUACAGAGCAAGACAAAUACUAUUCAUUAAGACAC